Molecule: messenger RNA, 2979 nt
Organism: Choloepus didactylus (southern two-toed sloth)
Lineage: Eukaryota; Metazoa; Chordata; Mammalia; Pilosa; Megalonychidae
Product: antigen WC1.1-like
Exons: 16
Coding region: 57-2888 (943 amino acids)
Cellular component (GO): membrane
Source: RefSeq, a predicted model, not a curated record
GAUCCUUAAACAAUUUUAGGGAUCUGAGGCUGUGACCUGAAGACAAGGGAAUCAGAAUGACCGUGAAUGGACUCUGCUUUCUCCAGGGACUUGUCUUUCUCCUCUCCGUGGUCCCUGUGGAUGGUCAAGGAAACCAGACCCAGAUAUUGCCUGGGUGCAAUGAUUCCACAUCUGAUCCUGCAGGCUCUGCAGACUCAGAGGAGAGAGAUGCCAACUGCUCAGAGAGCAACCAGCUCCGCCUGGUGGACGGGGGCGGUCGCUGUGCCGGGAGAGUGGAGGUCCUUCACCAGGGCUCCUGGGGCACCAUCUGUGACUACAGCUGGGACCUGAGCGAUGCCCACGUGGUGUGCAGACAGCUGGACUGUGGAGUGGCCGUCAUUGCCACCAUCUCUGCUCACUUUGGACCUGGAUCAGGGCGCAUCUGGCUGAAUAACCUGAGGUGCUCAGGAAAGGAGUCCCACGUGUGGAAGUGCCCUUCCUGGGGCUGGGGGAAGCACUACUGCAAUCACAGGGAGGACGCAGGUGUCAUCUGCUCAGGAUUUGUGCGUCUGGCUGGAGGGCAUGGACCCUGCUCAGGGCGAGUGGAAGUGCAUUCUGGAGGAGCCUGGACUCCCGUGUCUGUUCGGAACUUCACGUUGCCCUCUGCCCAGGUCAUCUGUGCAGAGAUCCAGUGUGGCAAGGCUGUGUCUGUACUGACGGAUGCAUCCUUCAGGGAGGCUGAAGGUCAGGUCUGGGCGGAAGGAUUCCGAUGUAAGGGGCAGGAACAAGCGCUCUCGUUCUGCCCCAGAUUGUCCUGUCCUGGAGGCACUUGUCACGGCGGUGGGGCCGUUCAGGUUAUCUGUUCAGAGUACACAGAAGUGCGGCUCAUGAAAAAUGGCACCUCUCCGUGUGAGGGGCAAGUGGAGAUGAAAAUUUCCGGAGCCUGGAGAGCACUCUGCGCCUCUCGCUGGAAUAUGGCCAACGCCGAUGUCCUUUGCCGUCAGCUCGGCUGUGGAGUCGCCAGCUCCACCCCAGAAGGAGCAUACUUCGUCCAGGGAGAUGAUCGGGUCUGGAAACACCGAUUUCACUGCUCAGGGGCUGAGUCCUUUUUGUGGAAUUGCCCUUUGACUGCCCUGGGGAUGCCUGACUGUAGCCACGGAAACACAGCCUCCGUGAUCUGCUCAGGAAACCAGACCCAGAUAUUGCCUGGGUGCAAUGAUUCCACAUCUGAUCCUGCAGGCUCUGCAGACUCAGAAGAGAGAGAUGCCAACUGCUCAGAGAGCAACCAGCUCCGCCUGGUGGACGGGGGCAGUCGCUGUGCCGGGAGAGUGGAGGUCCUUCACCAGGGCUCCUGGGGCACCAUCUGUGACGACGACUGGGACCUGAACGAUGCCCACGUGGUGUGCAGACAGCUGGACUGUGGAGUGGCUGUCAGUGCCACCGUCUCUGCUCCCUUUGGGGUGGGAUCAGGGCCCAUCUGGCUGGACGACCUGAACUGCACAGGAAAGGAGUCCCACCUGUGGAAGUGCCCUUCCCGGGGCUGGGGGCAGCACAACUGCAAACACAAAGAGGACGCAGGUGUUAUCUGCUCAGAGUUCCUGGCCCUCAGGCUGGUGAGUGAUGACUACGACUGUGCUGGGUGGCUGGAGGUUUUCUACAACGGGACGUGGGGCAGUGUCUGCAGCAGCCCAAUGGAGCCCAACACCCUGGCUGUGAUCUGCAGACAGUUGGGCUGUGGGGAGAUGGGGGAUCUCAAUAUUUCUGCUAGCAUCAGGAAGGUUUCUCAGCCCCACUGGGUGGAUGGAAUCCAGUGUCGGAAAGGUGACACCACCCUCUGGCAAUGUGUUUCUGAUGCCUGGGACAAAAGCUCAUGCUCUCCAAAAGAAGCAGCUCACAUCAUUUGUGCAGGAGCAAGACCCAAGAGCUGUCCCACCGCAGCCCCCUGCACAGACAAAGAUAAGCUCAGGCUCAGGGGAGGAGACUCCGCGUGCUCCGGGAGAGUGGAGGUUUGGCACGACGGCUCCUGGGGCACGGUGUGUGACGACGCCUGGAGCCUGGCGGAGGCCGAGGUGGUGUGUCAGCAGCUGGGCUGUGGCUAUGCCCUCGAGGCCCUGCGGGAGGCAGCGUUUGGCCCAGGCAAUGGAAGGAUCUGGCUGGACGAUGUGCAGUGCAGGGGCAGGGAGGCCUCCCUGUGGGCCUGUGCCUCUGCGCCCUGGGGAUGGAGCAACUGCAAGCACGAAGAGGAUGCUGGAGUCAGGUGCACUGGUGAGAGGACCACAUUGCCUCCAAGCCUUAGAGAGCCCAGCUCAGUCUCAGUUCCUGGCCCUGGUAUCUUCUCCCUGCCUGGGAUCCUCUGCCUCAUCCUGGGCGCCCUUCUCUUCCUGGUCCUCAUCAUCCUGGUGAUGCAGCUGCACAGACGGAGAGCAGAGCACAGAGCCUUGCACAAUUAUGAAGAUGCUCUCAAUGAGGCCUUGUACCAGGAGAUUGAUUACCUCGUAAAACCAAAGGAGGACCCGCUGGGCAGUGCAGGAACCUUGUCUGGUGACUCGGUGACUAAGCUGCCAUAUUACACAGGGGACAAUGAGGAGGAUGGAAACCCUGAAUCUACCCCAGAGCCUCCAGGUCAGCAGGCCGAUGCUGCAGGAAAUGGUUAUGAUGAUGUUGAAGAGUUACCUGUUCCUGAAAUUCCUCCUGUCCCUGGGAUGAGUGGGAAGUAUACUCGCUCAGAGGAGGAAGAUGGUGCCAGGUAUUCCCAGACAGAUGCUUCUCUGCAGUCUCCUAGCAAAGCUGCCGACUCUAGGAUGGAAAGCAGAGGUUCCUCCUGGGUCCUGGGGCAAGGAGAAGACCUUGGGUAUGAUGAUGUUGAGCUUAGUACCAGUGGAGAGCCAUUUCUGGAGCAAACAGUCUGAAAAGAAUCUUCUGUGAUGUUUCCCAAAUAAAUGAGAAUCCUGUCUUUUUCAUUACUGCAAAGUUUUUAUGUGUGCCUAUAAUAAAAGGAAA